Molecule: messenger RNA, 525 nt
Organism: Acanthosepion pharaonis
Lineage: Eukaryota; Metazoa; Mollusca; Cephalopoda; Sepiida; Sepiidae
Source: the annotation of a GenBank genome assembly
AUGUCAUGUGGCUCUCCCUCCAUCUUCUCUCUGGACGAAUAUUUCCUCUCUCUCACUCUCUCUCAGUAUCUCUCUCUUUCAAAUAUACUCUUCCUCUCUCUCUCUCUCUCUCUCUCUCUCUCUCUCUCUCUCUCUCUCUCAUUGUGUUUAUUUCACCUUUCUGUCUCUAGCCACUCCUUCCCUUUCUCUCCGAGCACUGUAAUGUCAUGUGGCUCUCCCUCCAUCUUCUCUCUGGACGAAUAUUUCCUCUCUCUCACUCUCUCUCACUAUCUCUCUCUCUUUCAAAUAUACUCUCUCUCUCUCUCUCUCUCUCUCUCUCUCUCUCUCUCUCUCUCAUUGUGUUUAUUUCACCUUUCUGUCUCUAGCCACUCCUUCCCUUUCUCUCCGAGCACUGUCAUGUCAUGUGGCUCUCCCUCCAUCUUCUCUCUGGACGAAUAUUUCCUCUCUCUCACUAUCUCUCUCUUUCACAUAUACUCUCUCACACUCUCGCUUUAUUUCUCUCUCUCUCUCUCUCCCUCUCUCUAA